CUAUCUAUCGAUCUCAUCUCAUACUCACACUCCUCAACGUGUUAUAAGCUAGGGCAGCAGCCAUGGGUGUCAAGGGUGGUGGUGUCGUGUGGUGUCUCCUCGUCGCCGGGCUCCUUCUCCUGGCCGUGGCCUCCGCGGCGGAGCGGGACACGGAGGAGGAGAUCCGGUGGUGCAAGGAGGACUGCGAAUGGAAGGCGGGGGAGGACACCGGGAAGGCCAGGGAGUGCAAGGAGCACUGCGAGCGCCGCCGCCGCCACGGCCACGAGCCGCAGGACGAAGACGGCGGCAUCCCUGACCGCUGCAAGAGGGAGUGCGAGAGCCAUGAGGACAUGGAUAGCAAGCUGCGGUGCACGCUGGAAUGCUGGCGACAGCAAAAGCGGGAGGGCGACGACAGCUUCGACGAGGGCCGCAACGCCGACGGCAGGUGCGAGAGGAUGUGCCAGCACUACCACGACCGGUGGGAGAAAAAGCAGUGCAUGAAAGGCUGCAGAUAUGGCGAGUCCGGCCUCCUCGGCUCCGACGACGACGGCCACGAACACGGAGACCGCUGCCAAACACAGUGCAAGCGCUUCCGGCCCGGGUCAUACGACAGGCAACAGUGCACCGAAAAGUGCCAGUGCCAGGAGAAGGAGGACGAGGAGGCGAUGAACCACCAUGGCGGUGGUGGCCAUGGCCACGGAGACCGCUGCCAAACACAGUGCAAGCGCUUCCGGCCGGGUUCAUACGAUAGGUGGCAGUGCACUGAGAGGUGCCAGAGCCAUCAGCAGGACGACGAGGAGGCGAUGAACCACCACGGCGGCGGUGGCCAUGGCCACGGCGACCGCUGCCAGGCACAGUGCAAGCGCUUCCCGCGCGGGUCGUACGACAGAUGGCAGUGCACGGAGAGGUGCCAGAGCCAUCAGCAGGACGACGAGGAGGUGAUGAACCACCACGGCGGCGGCGGCCACGGCCACGGCGGCAGCAGCUGCGAGCAGAAAUGCCAGCAGCGAUACCGCCACGAGUACGAGAAGGAGCAGUGCGUGCGAGACUGCAAAAGCGGCGGUGGCGGCGGCCCCGGCGGGCGUGGCCGCGAGGGCGACGAGCGCCGGCACGACACGGCGAUGGUGGUCGAAGCCAUCCUCGAGGAGGUGUAACCGCUGGAUGGAAGUAGCCAGCUCUUUCCAGGAUCCUCGACCUCUUUACCGGUCCUGCAUCUUGCUAUGCGUACGUGGUAGGUGCAUGUGUGACCUAGAAUAAAUCGCGGUAACUAGAAGUGGUUCUCCAGCCUUGGAGAGAGCCGAUGUACGAGGAAUCAAUCUGGAAAGUUAUGUGCUAUAUA
Molecule: messenger RNA, 1318 nt
Organism: Triticum aestivum (bread wheat)
Lineage: Eukaryota; Viridiplantae; Streptophyta; Magnoliopsida; Poales; Poaceae
Product: antimicrobial peptides
Exons: 1
Coding region: 63-1133 (356 amino acids)
Biological process (GO): defense response to fungus
Source: RefSeq, a predicted model, not a curated record